This is a messenger RNA of Procambarus clarkii (red swamp crayfish), 2187 nucleotides long. The record is from RefSeq and is a predicted model, not a curated record. Lineage: Eukaryota; Metazoa; Arthropoda; Malacostraca; Decapoda; Cambaridae.
AUGUUAGAGGUGAAGGCUGAGUAUUGGAGAUACAGUGGUACUUUAGUGGAAACUUAUAAUCGAGCACUAACUAAAGUUGGAUCAUCAGAUCAAGUUCUUUUACCUCUGGACUAUUCCCGCUAUUUUAGCCUGGUUCUCAAGCUUGUACAGGCUAUGACACUGAAGAGUCACGUGCUUAACCUAGCCCAAAAGGCAGUCAGGAAACUAACACCCCCACGGCGCAUCUCACACCUCGACAGCAGUGGCUGCAAAACCUUAUAUGAAGCACAAGUUCGGUCUCACCUAGAGUAUGCACCUCUCUCCUGGACGGCCUGCCCCCCAUCAUUCAUCAGACUUUUGGACAAAGUGGAGAGCCGUACAAGAAGGCUCAUGUCUAGUCUUGACCAAGUCUGGUGGAUAAGGUCUGAAGAUCAGAGCCUGCAACACCGUCGUGAUGUUGGUCGUCUUACUGGUAUGAACAAGGCCAACAUUCUCAAAGUUCCACACCUGGCCCAACUUUGUGGACAACCAGUAGUUGGCACCAGUAACGCAUGGCUCUCAGCCAUCAAGAGCCUCAUGCAAGAGUUGCUCUUCUCAAGAACAUCACUCCAUCGGCGAUCAAUCUUCCCUAGGGGCCCAGGACACCCCAGGGACAAGAGGCAGCUGACUAAUUCUUUCGACCUGCCCUACACCACGGAGGAGAUGUGUGUCAACAGGGCCAAUGAGGAAUUCUUCAGGCUUCCGGACUUCAACGACUGUCGGGAUGUGUUCAGGUGUGACAGGAGCGGGGUGAGCGGACCUCUUCGUCUUGCGGCUCUGCGAUGUCCGACGGGACUGGCCUUCGACGUGGACCGUCAAGUGUGCGACUGGAGGAGACGCGUCAAAAACUGCGACAAACUUGAAAAGCCACUCAAGGCCAAGCCGCUGCUCAACACGGAGGAGCCCCUCUGCCCUGAGGGUCAGCUAGCCUGCGGGGAUGGCGUCUGCCUCUCCCAAACGCUCUUCUGCGACGGGAACUUCGACUGCGAAGACCAGUCUGACGAGAACGCAUGCAGUGUGAAUGAGGACCCAAACCGUGCACCUGAGUGCGACAAGCAGCAGUGUGUUUUACCAGACUGUUUUUGUUCGUCGGAUGGCACGCGAAUCCCUGGCAACUUGGAGCCCACACAGACGCCACAGAUGAUCACCAUUACCUUCUCGGGCGCCGUCAAUAUCGACAACGUUGAUCUCUAUCAGGAUCUCUUCAACGACGACCGCAAGAAUGCCAACGGGUGCCAGGUGAAGGGUACCUUUUUCGUUUCCCACAGAUACACCAAUUACUCGGCCGUGCAGGAGCUGCACCGUAAGGGCCACGAGAUAGCCGUGUUCUCCAUCAGUAACCGCGAGGACCCCAACUACUGGACCUACGGCACUUACGACGACUGGCUCACCGAAAUGGCUGGCGCGAGACUAAUCAUCGAGAGGUUCGCCAACAUCACCGACAACUCUAUCAUCGGUCUCCGCGCGCCCUACCUGAGGGUCGGCGGUAACACACAGUUCGAGAUGAUGACGGAUCAGCUCUUCAUCUACGACGCAUCGAUCACAGUCUCGCUGAAUCGCGUUCCCCUAUGGCCCUAUACCAUGUACUUCCGCAUGCCUCAUAAGUGCCACGGCAACGCCCAGAACUGCCCUUCCAGGUCCCAUCCCGUCUGGGAGAUGGUCAUGAAUGAACUGGAUCGCAGAGACGAUCCCCUCUUUGACGAGAAACUCCCCGGCUGCCACUUCGUCAGCUCGUGCACAAACAUUCUUACCGGAGAACAAUUUGCUCAUUUCCUGGAGCACAAUUUCCAGCGCCAUUACAACACCAACCGCGCGCCUCUGGGCCUGCACUUCCACGCUGCCUGGCUGGAAAGCAACAAGGAAUUCAAGAAGGUACUAAUUAAAUUUAUCAACGAGAAGACUGCUCAGAAUGACGUGUAUUUCGUGACCAUGUUGCAGGUGAUCCAGUGGAUGCAGAGUCCCACCGAAGUCACCGGUAUCAAGGACUUCGAGGAGUGGAAGGAUAAAUGUGACGUGAAGGGUCUGCCUUACUGCUCGCUGCCCAACACGUGUAACCUUAAGAGCAGAGAGCUUCGAGGAGACAGCAAUAACCUCUUCACCUGUAUGGAUUGCCCCCGAAGCUACCCCUGGCUCCUCGACCCCACUGGGGAUGGUCUCGAUCUUGUUUAA